Molecule: messenger RNA, 4968 nt
Organism: Plasmodium malariae
Lineage: Eukaryota; Apicomplexa; Aconoidasida; Haemosporida; Plasmodiidae
Product: kinesin-7, putative
Exons: 3
Coding region: 1-4968 (1655 amino acids)
Biological process (GO): microtubule-based movement
Molecular function (GO): ATP binding; microtubule motor activity; microtubule binding
Source: RefSeq, a predicted model, not a curated record
AUGGAUAUAAACAAAAAUGAGGACAAAAAUCUAGUAAUGUUGGAUAGAAUGAAUGUUGAAUCUUCCUCUAAAGAGGAAGCAAUUAGAGUGUGCACUCGUAUCAGGCCUCUAUUUGAAAAGGAAAUAAAUAGUGGACAUCUAAAAGCUUGGAAAAUGAAUGAAACGAGCAUGCAGCUAGUUGUUGAACCACUUUCUCUGACAGAAAUGUUAAAUGCAAGAAUUAAUAAAAAAGGGAAUAAAACUGAAUUUAAAAAGAAUGUAGAAAAAUCGGAGGGACAAAAAGCUGUUGUACAACGAUAUUACGCAUUUGAUAGAUGUUUCGACGAUUUUGUUGGGAAUGAAGAAGUGUAUAAACAUUUAGCGAGAGACAUUAUCCUUGAUACAUUUAAAGGAAUAAAUGGAUGCAUUCUUGCUUAUGGUCAAACAGGGUCAGGAAAGACCCACAGUGUUAUGGGAGUUCCUGCUGAUCCGGGAAUGUUACCUAGAUCAUUGGCAGAAUUUUUUAAUGGUAUUGAAAACCCGUCAUCUCUAAAUGAAGAUAAUGUUAGUAUUAAUACUGAUGAUGAAUCAAAUAAUAAUACAAAAGAAUUUUUAAUGAGUGUGACUUAUUUAGAAGUUUAUAUGGAAAGGGUGAAUGAUUUAUUACAAGAGGGAUACCGAGGGGGGGCAACUGAAAACUUAGACGUAAAGGAGGACCCGAAAAGGGGUUUUGUUGUGAUUGGUAUUCAAGAAGAAACCGUUACAUCAAUAGAUGAAGUAAUGCUCCUGGUUGCAAAAGCAGAACAAAGAAGACAUAUUUCUCAAACAAACUUUAAUGAAACAUCUUCUAGAUCACAUACAAUUUUUACUGUUAUAUUAGAAUCUAAUCAAGUAUUAAGUGAUGGUACAUCUGUUAAUAAAAGGGGUGAAUUAAAAAUCGUUGACUUGGCAGGUAAUGAAAGAGCAGGAAGAGCUGCUGAAGGGAUAGAAAAUGCGAAAACGAUUAUCGAAGAAGGGAAAGCAAUAAAUAAAAGUUUAUUUGUUUUAAGUGAGGUCAUUUCGAAAUUAUCAAAAAGGGCUCAAGCUAUUGCUGCGGGUGAUGAAAAAAAAAUUAAAAAAAUACAGGAAGAUUUGGUUUUCAUCCCUUGGAGGGAUUCAAAGUUAACAAGAAUUUUAAGUAAAAGUUUAGGAGGAAAUUGUCGAGCAUCUGUCAUUGUAGCUGUUCAUCCUUCUCAUUUCUAUUUGGAUACAUCCUUUUCAACUCUACGUUUUGCUUUGAAAUGUAAAACAAUUAAGAAAAAAAUAGAGAUCAAUUAUCUAUCAGCAGAACAAUCUGUUAUUAUGCAACAGAAAGAAUUAAUAGCCAAGUUAAAAAAUCAGUUGAAGCAUCUAUCAACAGCUAAAAAUGUGGAUUUGCAUUUAUCAGGGGAAGAUAAAAUUUAUGCAAAUAAUAGUAGAAAUCCUGAAGACGAUGAAAAAAUUUUGGCUUUAAAAAAUGAAUUAGAAGAAAAAGUAAAAAAGUUUCAAAAUUUUAUAUUAAAAUCAGAAUUUAAUGUAAACCCAAAUAAUUACAGAACAUUAAGGUCGAUCGAUGCUAACACAGAAAAAUCAUUAAAAUAUUCAAUGACCAUUUCUACUAACUUAAAAAAUGAAUACAAUUGGUUAAGAUCAUUUGAUACACAUGAAUAUGAUUCCAAAUGGGAAGGAUUAGAAAAAUACGAAGAUCAGAAUGAACAAGAAAAAUUGAAUAUAUCUAAAGCCAUGGAUUAUUUAAAGAAUAAAUCUCCAUAUAAAAUGAAUUCCUCUGAAAUUAGUGAUGACGAUGUGUUAUCCUAUGGGUCGCAAAAGGAUGAUUCGAUUUCUUUGAAUUAUUACAACGAAUUAGACGAAUUAGAAAAGUUGGAAAAGAAUGAAUUAACAAGAAGUACAAAAAAGAAAAAAGAUAAAGGGGAUGUAGCUAAUAAAGUAUAUGAUCAGUUCAGCAAGCUAAGCACAAUGGAGUAUAAUAAUAACAAUAUUUUGAAUGAUGAAGAAGAAAAAUCAGAAUUUAAAGGAAAAAAAAGUAAGAAGAAAAAGGGCAAAAAAAUAAAUAAUAAUGUAGAAAACAAUAAGGAUACGGCGGAAAACGCCAAAAAAAGAGAUAAAUUAAGAAUGAAGAGUAAUAAUAAAGCAUCUUCUAACAGUUUUAAAAAAAAAAAAAAUGCUACUAGUAAAAACAAAAAAAAAGAAUCAUUCGAAAGGAGUAGUAUUAAACAGAUUAAGGGAGAAGACGUGCAAGGGGGUGUUUCUUCGUUAAAGUGUAAAGAGGAAGACAGUGGUAAUAGUAAUAGUACUAAUGGUAAUGAUAACAAUAACAGUUAUAGUAACGGUAACGCUAAUGGUACUAAUGUGGAUACAGAAGCAGAAAAAAAGGACGCAAACGAUCCCAUUCUAUCGAAACAGCAGUCUUCUCUAAAUUUUACGCAAGACAAAGAACGAGACAAAGAACGGGACAAAGAACGAGACAAAGAACGAGACAAAGAACGAGACAAUAAUGAAAAACGAACCUCUAUAAUAUCAAAUUUAAAGGAAAAAAUUGAAGAAGACCUAAAGAAGAAGAAGAAAAUAAUCCAUAGAAAUAUAGAACUUAACAAACAAAUAAAAUUUAUUAUGAAGCUUAUGCAGAAGGUUGGCUUAUCCGCUAUAUUAACUGGAACAGUACCUCCGGGAAGAAAUAUAGAAAAUAUUUUAAAAUUACAAGAGAAUUUAAAGGAUGAUUUAAAAUUAUGUGACAGUAAGAAAUCAUUGGACUUGUUAAAUAGAAAUAUUAACAACAAUACGAAGGACCCUAAUACACGUUUUAACAUCCCUAUUAAGGAUGAUAAUGAGAUGGAAAAUGAAAAAGCAUUAUUAAAGGAUCCUAUGAAUAAUGAUGAAAAUGAAACGGAAUAUAAUGAAACCAUAUCACAUGUAUUUAUUAAUGAAAUGUUUUUUUACUUUAUACUUAGAAUACAACAGAGAAAUAAUUCAAAAGAUGGAUAUUUAGAAAAUGUAGAAGAAACACUAAAAAAAGAAGAUAAACCUUACGAUGUGUCUAAAAAGGCACUAGAAGAUAUAUUAGGAAAUUCAAUCGCAAACAAAAUAAUCGAACGGGAUGAAUACAAUACCCGUGAUGUGCACAGUACUAUUAAUACUAUACACGACACUCGCGAUAUUCGUGAGUGUUGUAAUGAUAUGAACUUUUCAAAAGAUCGUAAGGAUGAGAAAAAUGAAAAAACAAUUGACUCUAUUUUAAAUAUGCUAACUCCAUGGGAGCAGAAAAUAUUAGCCCUUUUAUAUGAACAACAAAAAAUGAGGCAAAGUGUACAAAAGAUUAAAGAAAAUUUUUCUCAACGCAUUCAAAAUAUUAACGUUUUUAUAAAAAAAAUACUAAUUGACAAGGUCGAAGUGGAGAAGCAUUUUAAUCGUAUUAUCAAAGCAACGGAACGCUACAAAGAUGACAUGUUAAAAACGUCUGAUGUUGAUUCUAAUUUUAAGUUUGCUGGUUUGAUGAAAAAGUUAGAAGAAUUAUCUAUAUCACUGGCAGAAAAAACUAGAGAUUUCAAUGUGUUAGCUGAAUUUCAUUUAAAUUUAAGAAAAGAAAUUGAAAAAAAAAAUUCUAAAAUUAAAGAGUUACAAGAAGAAAAUAAAUUAUUUUACCUUGUCCCAAUGUAUGCUGAUUUGUUACAAGAGCUGGAUGAACAAGAGGAAAAGAACAAAACAGUGAAAGAGUUGAAGAAGGAAUUUCUCUUAAUAUAUGGACGUUUAAUGCUUACUAAAAAGAAAUUACAAGAAAAAGAAGUUAUAGAGCAUGAUAUGAGAAAUUUAAAUAAAAAAAUUUAUACUGAGCUAAUAGAAUCCAUAUCUAUUAUAAAAAAUUUAGAAUCUCAAAAUAAAUUCUUAGAAUUUAAAUUAAAUAUGGAGAAUAAGAAAAAAGUGGAAAAAAUUAAAAAGCUGUUAAACGAAAAAGAAAAAUUGAAUAAAGUUAUAAAUGAAAUGGAAAAGAUGCUCCAAGAUGCUAAUAUAGAUACGAGCGAAAUGAAAAAUGAAAUACUCGAAAAUUUAAACAAUAAUAGUAAUAGUAAUAGUAAUAAUAAUAAUAAUGAUAAUAGUAAUUACAUAUCCAUAAAUUACCUAGAGAGCGAAGAAGAAAAUAGUCAUGAAAAAAAAGACUUAAAGGAAGGUGGAAAGGAGAAAACAAAGAAAAAAAAAAAUAAUAAACUAAACCAAAUUGUAAAGAAGAAAAAAAAGGAAUUAAAUGAUAAUGCAGUUAUGGAUAAAUUAUCAAAUAAAAUAGAAAAAAAAAAUAAAGAGAAUCACUAUUACAAUCGCGGUUAUUCUGUAGAAAAAAUGAUGAAGAAAACCUCAAAAAAAAUAGAUACAAACUUGAAUAUAAAAAAGAUAUAUAAAAAAAAAAUUAAAGACUCUGAGGAUAAAAGUGUUUUAAAUGAUUUGUGUGAAGAUAAGGAUAAUGAUGUAUCGUUAGUAAAACAAAAAAAAUUAGAGAUCAACAAAAAAUAUGGGAAAAAGAAGAUUAAAAAAAAAAGUAAAAAUACACAAGACAAUGAUGAUGGGACCGAUGAACUAAUUUUAGAUGAGCUAAAAUCGAAUUAUAGUAUUAAAAAAAAAAAAAAUAUUGAUACUAAAAGGAAAAAAGUAGAAAAUCCUUUGAGCGAAGUGAAAAGCUUAGAAGAACAUAAAUCAAGUAACAUCAUUAUUAACAAAAAAAAAAAAAUGAAAAAAAGAAAUAGUAGUAAAGGGAAAAAAAGAAACCUACUGAAAUAUUUAAAUAAAGAGAGUAAUCAGAAGGAAAAUAUGGAAACAGUAUUAUCUGAAGAAAAUUCCUGUCACUCAUACAAAAAUGAUAAUUCUACAACGGACAAUGAAACUAGUGAAAUUCGUCAUAUGCUAAAUAACGAAAUUGAAAAGAAAAAAGACAAGAUAAGAAGAGAUAACAUAAAUAAGUCAUAA